Chinchilla lanigera (long-tailed chinchilla) is the source of this 1287-nucleotide messenger RNA. It is a transcript of the gene Myf5, whose product is annotated as myogenic factor 5. NCBI's taxonomy places the organism in Eukaryota, Metazoa, Chordata, Mammalia, Rodentia, Chinchillidae. The coding region runs from base 111 to 881 and encodes 256 amino acids. The transcript is spliced from 3 exons. Gene Ontology annotation, biological process: regulation of transcription by RNA polymerase II; positive regulation of myoblast differentiation; muscle organ development. The record is from RefSeq and is a predicted model, not a curated record. Gene Ontology annotation, molecular function: DNA-binding transcription factor activity, RNA polymerase II-specific; protein dimerization activity; RNA polymerase II cis-regulatory region sequence-specific DNA binding.
GCCCUCGCUAAUUACCGGAGAAGCCAACCGGGCUCCCGCCCCCGACCUGCCCCUGUUUCUCCCUCCUCUCUCCCGCUGCGGCCCAGGUGCGCGGCCUGCCCUUCUGCGGGAUGGACCUGAUGGACGGCUGCCAGUUCUCGCCUUCCCAGUACUUUUACGACGGCUCUUGCAUCCCGUCCCCGGAGGAGGGUGAGUUUGGGGACGAGUAUGAACCCCGAGUGGCUGCCUUCGGGGUGCACAAACCGGAGCUGCAAGGCUCAGACGAAGACGAGCACGUGCGAGCGCCCACGGGCCACCACCAGGCCGGGCACUGCCUCAUGUGGGCCUGCAAGGCGUGCAAGAGGAAGUCCACCACCAUGGACCGGCGGAAGGCGGCCACCAUGCGCGAGCGGAGGCGCCUGAAGAAGGUCAACCAGGCUUUCGAGACACUCAAGAGGUGCACCACGACCAACCCUAAUCAGCGGCUCCCCAAGGUGGAGAUCCUCAGGAACGCCAUCCGCUACAUCGAGAGCCUGCAGGAGCUGCUGCGGGAGCAGGUGGAGAACUACUACAGCCUGCCGGGACAGAGCUGCUCGGAGCCCACCAGCCCCACCUCCGACUGCUCCGAUGGCAUGCCUGAAUGUAAUAGUCCUCUCUGGUCCAGAAAGAGCAGCAGUUUUGACAGCGUCUACUGUCAAGAUGUAUCAAAUGUAUAUGCCACAGACAAAAACUCCUUAUCCAGCUUGGAUUGCUUGUCCAGCAUAGUGGAUCGGAUCACCUCCUCAGAGCAACCUGGGUUGCCUCUGCAAGAUCCAGCCUCUCUCUCUCCAGUUGCCAGCACGGAUUCACAGCCUGUAACUCCAGGGGCCUCCAGUUCCAGGCUUGUCUAUCAUGUGCUAUGAACUAGUGCCCAGUCUAGAUGAGUUCUGCUGGGACAGCCUGCUUACACAGGAGGAAGGAGGCCCAGUAUGAAGACAACCUGUAUAUAACGAUUCCUUGUCAGUUGUAAAUUUGUAAAUAAUAUCUUGCCACUUUAUAAGAAAGUAUAUUUAACUAAAAGUCACAAUUACAAUUAAUAUUUUCUCUUCUGCCCCCUCUUUUUCACUUCUUUAUCUCCAUCUUUGCCUUCUUUGCUUCAGAUACAAAGUUUCAAUAAGACUGUUUCUAAUAGGAGGCAAUUUAUUAAAUGUAACCUGUUGCAAUGCUUAACUUAAAUAUAUGUAUGUUUUAUAAAUAUUGUUCAUCAAAAUAUUAUCUCUGAUAUUUAGAUAUUUUCUUUUCUUUAAAACAUUUUAACAUCUGAGAAUC